UCCUCCCCUCCCGUAGUCCCGUCUCCUCCACCUUUCACUUUCCAGUUCAAGUCAAACCACGUUCCUCGCGGUCGCGGAGGCUCACGCCAAGCUCGCUAACCGCUCCCCUCCUCCCUCACUCCCUCGUCUCUCCCUCUCCCCCCGAAUCCUCGACACCCAAAGCCCAAACCCUAGCACGGGCAGCGGAGCUGCGUCGGGCGAAUGGACCUGCAGCUGCAUGUCUUCUACAGGGCGCUCGGGCUCUCGUUCGUCGGCGGCCUCAGCACCGCCAUCGGUGCACUGUUUGUCGUUUUGAAUCCUGCCCCUAACCUUAAAGUGCUCGGGCUUCUACAGGGUUUUGCUGCUGGACUUAUGCUCAGCAUCUCCUUUCUAGACCUGGCACACAAUGCCCUGAAUUCUAUUGGCUUCUUGAAGGGGAACCUCUGGUUUUUUGCAGGGGUUCUUUUCUUCGGUUUCAUUAUUAAGUUUAUCCCAGAGCCAGAUUUUUCGCCACCAGCUGAUCCAAGCGAGAAAGAGCAGGCUGAUGAUGGUGUAUCAGGUAAAGAUAUGAUGAGAAAACAUCGCCGGCAAGUGCUAUUCAGUGGUAUUAUCACUGCUGUUGGAAUUAGCUUGCAUAAUCUUCCAGAGGGAAUGGCUGUAUUUCUUGGAUCUGUCAAGGGUCUUCAUGUGGGCCUGAACUUGGCUGUUGCUAUUGCCUUACAUAACAUACCAGAGGGGGUUGCUGUAGCUCUUCCAAUCUAUUUUGCUACCAAAAGCAAAAAAAAGGCAUUUUAUACGGCAGCAUUCUCUGGUUUGGCUGAACCACUAGGAGUGGUUGCUGUAGCUUUGUUGUUUCCAAGCAGUUUGAAUCCUGACAUUCUUGAAGGCCUACUUGGAUCUGUGGGUGGUGUCAUGGCUUUCCUCACUUUGCAUGAAAUGCUGCCUCUUGCAUUUGACUAUUGUGGCCAGAAGCAAGCUGUCAAAGCUGUCUUUGUGGGCAUGGCCUGCAUGUCUGCAAGCUUGUACUUCUUGGAAGUCAGCUUACCAAAGGAGAUAAGCUUGUAGCAUCGCGCUGCAGGUACUGGGAGGCCAUAGCCUGUCAGUAGAUCCUGAAUUCUAGGAGGAGGAACAGCACAAUAAAACCAUGAACAGUGACUACUGGUGUGCCGCCAUUGAUAUUGUCCAUCUUACCGUGAAAGGAGGGAGAAACUGCAUUUCCCCAGAAUGUAUUCCCCAGAUUCCUCGUGGGACCAUAUGAAAGAAUUGAAAAAUGUACUGUAGUACUCUGUCGUCCGGCAAUGGAAGCUUCGAAGUCGUCAACUAAACUAUUUCUAGCACUCUCGUCGGUUGACAAUGGAAGAUUCUAUGUAAAAACCCAUCAGAUAGAUGUUAACCUUUAAUCUUUAAUUUCUUAAAAGUACAUUGAAAUAAGAUACUUUGCUUUCAAACA
Zea mays is the source of this 1429-nucleotide messenger RNA. RefSeq names its product zinc transporter ZTP29. The coding region runs from base 202 to 1044 and encodes 280 amino acids. The transcript has 12 exons. Lineage: Eukaryota; Viridiplantae; Streptophyta; Magnoliopsida; Poales; Poaceae. The record is from RefSeq and is a predicted model, not a curated record. Gene Ontology annotation, molecular function: zinc ion transmembrane transporter activity. Gene Ontology annotation, biological process: zinc ion transmembrane transport. Gene Ontology annotation, cellular component: membrane.